AUGUGUCUAAGAUCAUCCUCAGUUAUGAUCAAAAUCAACUUUAACUGGAGGACAUUUUACCUCCUUACAAUCGUAUUUCGUUUUGUAUUUACGCUAUCAGACUCGUACAUUCAUCCUGAUGAACAUUUCCAGAGUUUAGAGGUGCUUACCAACCAUAUCUUGAACUACUCCACCAACAUUCCUUGGGAGUUUCGAGAUGAUCCAGCAAGAAGUUUAGCUCCAUUGUACUUUAUUUAUGGGCCCUUGCUUUAUCUCAUCAAAAUUUUCAAGUUGAAUUUGACUCCGUUACAAAUAUGGUAUAUUGCACGAUUACAAAUAAGUAUACUAAGUUGGAUUAUCACCGAUUUCUGUUUGUAUUGGAUGCCACCCUCGAAACCCGAACGUAUCAAAGCGAUUUUCUUCACUCUGACUUCGUAUAUCACAUUGGUAUAUCAAAACCAUUUAUUUUCAAAUAGUAUUGAAACAGUAUUGUUGUUAGUUACAAUUUUACUAAUUGAUGAUUUGCGAUAUAUCCAAGAAUCAAAAGAUAAAGAUGUACAAGAUUUAAACAAAGACAAAAGUUUAUUUUAUAUCGGGAUGUUGAUUUCCAUUGGUGUUUUUAAUAGAAUUACUUUCCCAGCUUUUUUGAUUUUUCCUGGUUGGUUCGUAAUAAAGUACGUGCUCAAGCAUUAUGUCAGUGGAUUAUACUUAAUAAUGGGGGUUUCUUCAACUACCGCGUUGCUAAUAUUAGUUGAUACAAUAUUAUUUGGAAAUAUAGACAAAAUAUCAACGGAACCGUUCAAUACUUCCAAUUACAUUAUUGCGCCUUUGAACAAUUUAUUAUACAACACAAAGUAUGAGAACUUGGCCCAGCAUGGAAUUCACCCAUACUACACACAUGUAUUGAUCAAUUUGCCUCAGCUUCUUGGACCAGGGUUAAUUUUUUUUGUUUCCAAGUCGUAUGCCAAAACUACACCAUUUUUAACAGUUAUUAGUGGAUUAUUGUUUCUUUCAGUGAUUCCACACCAGGAAUUAAGGUUUUUGAUUCCACUUUUGCCCCUCGCAUGUUGCUGUUUUGAUUUUACUUUGAAAUGGGUACAGCCUUGGAUGUUAUACACGUGGUAUAUUUUUAACAUUUUCAUGUGUUUAUUAAUAGGGAAAUUACACCAAGGUGGCGUUGUACCAGUAUUGGACCAUAUAAAGCUGGAAGCAUCAGUACAAGUAUGGUGGAGAACUUAUACACCACCUAGUUGGAUUUUGGGCAGCAAUUCAACUGAAACUAUACGUCUUGGCGAAAAAUUGGAUGAUAAUAAAUUUGUUAAUAUUAUUGAUUGCAUGGGCGCUGACAGUAAAGAGGUUGAGCAAGUCCUUCAAACAAUCUCAACAGAUAAACCAGUAUAUUUAAUUACCCCAGUUGCCUCUUUCAAACACUUUAACGAAUUACGCUUUAGCCCAGUUUGGAACUACACUUUUCAUUUGGAUUUAGACCAUUUAGACCUUGGAAAUAUCCAACCUGGAUUAGGUGUGUAUCAAUUAUUAUAG
Molecule: messenger RNA, 1521 nt
Organism: Candida dubliniensis CD36
Lineage: Eukaryota; Fungi; Ascomycota; Pichiomycetes; Serinales; Debaryomycetaceae
Gene: SMP3
Product: glycosylphosphatidylinositol-alpha 1,2 mannosyltransferase
Exons: 1
Coding region: 1-1521 (506 amino acids)
Biological process (GO): GPI anchor biosynthetic process
Cellular component (GO): endoplasmic reticulum membrane
Molecular function (GO): alpha-1,2-mannosyltransferase activity
Source: RefSeq, a predicted model, not a curated record